CAUGUUCUAGUAGAAACACAAAAUACAAGUAUGAACCUGAACAUGAGCACGAUAUGGGACCUUUAAACAUGUUACUGUUGGAUAUUAGAGUACUGAACAAUGGCAGUUUUUACACCUCCAAAUUCACCACUAUGGUUGCAAGAGUCCUAAAUUCUUUCCUGGUGACAUUAUGUGUCAUAUGUAUAAAAAAAAAAGAAAGAAAAAAAAGGUAGGUUGUGUAGGUAUUGGCAAAGUUAUGAUUAGGUGGUGUCUACUAUACUUUCAGUUCAAUAAAUAUGGUGACUGAUUGAUGAUUAGCCGUUUUCAAAUCAUUCCAAACUUCACUUAGAAGACUUUAUUUGAGUCUUUGGGAAUAAUAUAUUGUAAACAAAAGAAAACUUCAGUAUUGUAACUUAAUAAUAGUGUAUUGUUCCUCCCCCUGUAGCUUAGUGCAGUGUGAGAGCAGUGAGCCUCAUCCAGAGCAGCUGGGUGUCAGCCCUACAGUGUGAUCUGAUCUGAUCUGAUCUGAUCUGAGGCUCCUACAACACUAGUUUAGUCAGCCAGGUGAGGAAACACACCGCUCUGAAUAAUGGAGGACUUCACCUUACCGACGAGAUAGUUUAACAGUCUGCAGUAAUCUCACACCCAGCCUGAGAUUAAUUUCCGCCCACAUCUUCGAGGAUCAAAUGGAGAGAGACUCAACCGGGACUGCAGGAGACACCGAGCCGGCUUCAUCUCUGAGGAACAAUAUGAACCAAGACACCUGCUCAGCUGAUCACCACAGCUCCCGGGAUCAGACCUGUGGCUCUACUGAUGUCGCCAGGGCCAGGUGGACUCUCCUGAGACAGGUGUUGCGUCAGAAACAGGUGGACGCUCCGGAGUUCAAACAGGUGUCCGUUCGCAGGUUUGCGACAUUUGACCUUUUCAGCAGGAAAAGGCUUCUGACACACGACCCCAGUGAUACCUCAGACGACCAGUGGGCGGAGUACAGAAGUGUCUACUUUCCCGAGUACAGUGCCUUGCUCAGGGAUAACCUGGGUCCUAUCAGAGUCAAUGAAGUGCUCAACAGUUUUGACAACACUGGUAAUGUCUGUGUUGUGGCCGUCUGAAGAGGGUGAUGGCUCAUUAAUGUCUGCAGAAACGUCACAUGUUCAAGGGUGCAGUGGUGAGUUAGGAGGAGGGAUGACUUGUCUUGCUGGGCUCAUGGUUGCCAUUUGUGCUGACGUGAAGGAAGUUCUUGCUAUCAGAUGGAACGAGAAGUCCAUUCAGAAUGUACGAGGGCUGGCCGAGAAAAACAGGAAAGCUGGAAAGUUUGGGUCGACGCAGGUAUCUGCCAGAGUGGUGAGGUGGGACUGUGACUCAGACAUUUCGGCACUAGAGGGUCACUUUGACAUUGUCAUGUGUGCAGACUGUUUGUUUCUCGACCAGUACAGAGCCAGCCUGGUUGAUGCUAUAAGGAGAUUACUGCAACCCAACGGCACGGCGUUGGUGUUUGCUCCACUGCGAGGUGAAACUCUGAGACUGUUUUGUCAGCUGGCCCAGCAGGCCGGCCUCUGUGCCUCUCAACACCAGCAGUAUGAUGCUCAGGUCUGGGAUGUUCACUUAAAGAUGCUGAGAGAAGGAAAAGACGCAUACGAUGAGAACAUCCACUAUCCUCUCCUCAUCACCUUGACCAAAGGACCUCAACCUGUCAGCCACACUCAGUAAACCAAAACAAGUGAGCCCUCAGCUCUACACGGUACCACUCCACAUGCUUUUGGAUAUUUGAGAUGGAAUGAUGCUACAGAGUCAUGUCAAUGUGAAUGUGAACCACAAGUGAUCUAAGUUAGGAGGAAGAAUUGCACUGAAAGAGCAGCAUUAGAACAUACAGGAGGGGUUCAGAGCAAAACAAAUCGUGGUCACAUUUUUCAUAUUGAUACUGGCCACUUAGAGGGGUUUAUUAUCAGAUGAUGCAUGGCUUUGAAAAAAUAUUUGAACGUGCAUGUUUUGUAGUUUGAAGUGUUGUAAGAGAACAACCUUGUUUCCAAAGCAAUGAUACGUUUACUGUGGCUGACGAGGAAGGAAAUGAGAGGCGGAUAUAUUCUGAGCUAGUAUGUUUUAACCAUCUGCCAUAUGCCAAAUAACAACUGUCAGUCUCCAAAACGGUCACUCGGUCAGUCAGCCCUUUAAUCAGUUGGCCUCGUCCCUUUAAAGUUGAACUGAAACGUUCGACCAAGUUAAACGGGUUUACUAAAGGGAUUUCUGCUCUAAUGUACAAGUAUAUAACUAACAUGACAAAUGUCAGCAUUUAAGAGAAUCCGUUUCAUCUUUUUGUGACAACAGUGACGCCAUGUUGCAGUACUCUAGCCUGUGACGUCACUUGGUUGGUUAGAUCAGCUAAGUUACACAGAUAGAGACCGUGAAAUACUAAUGUCCUGAGACUGAGGAGACACAGGACAAAAGAAAACAAAAAGGGGGACACUAUUGUAUUGUUCCUGGAUGUAAACAAUGUUAAAACCAAGAACAAAACAGCCCAUUUCAUAAACUGACACUGAAAAGGAGAUCAGUACCAGAGUAUCAGUACCACAGCAGUGCUGGCUGUAGUGAUACUGAAAGAGCCCUCCGACAGGCACCGAGUCCAACUGCAGCUGGCUGUCUCCCAAUCUCCAGUCCUCUCCUCUCUCCGAUCACCUGUCUCUCCUCCUCUGCUGUCUCAUUAAGACCUGUUCAAAGACAGGGGUCGCUAAGAAAAUAAACGCCAAAAGCACUACUUUAUUCCAAAGCCCAUGUUAUAGCGUUUGUUUAUGUAACUUGCCGGUAGCUUCUGUGUAACUUAGCCGAGCUAACCGGAGCUAACCAACCGAGUGACGUCACAGGCUAGAGUACUGCAACAUGGAGGCGCUCUUGUCACAAAAGCUGCAGGAAAGAUGAAACAGAUCAUUUUUUCUCUUAAAUGCUGAUAUUUGUCAUGUUUGUUUGAAAAUGGUUCAUUAGAGUGGAAAUCCAUUUAGUAAACCAGUUGAACUUGGAUGAACGUUUCAUUUCCACUUUAAGGCCCUGACACACCAAUCCGACGGUCGGCCAUCGGACGGUUUGGGGUCGUCGGUGAGCGUCUGCCGGCCUAGUUUUUGCCGUGUGUCCUGCACCGUCGACUCUAGUCUGCCCGUGUCAGAGGUUUUUUGGCCGAUUCAGAAAGUUGAAUUGAGCUAGUCGGUGAGAGAAAUCACUCUGAUCGGCUGUUCAGCUUCAGCGAAUCAGUGCACCAGAAGAGAAACGUAAGUAAGGAAAGCAAGCCAAUAAGUAAAGUCAAAAGGAAAAGCACAGAUGGUUCUUCUCAUUCUUCAUCUUCAUCUCAUCUGAUCAUUCCAAUACACGGAUAUUUUCACAGCGACAUGAACAUCUGGAAUGAAACUAAGUGGGGAGUGAGAGUAUUG
Sebastes umbrosus (honeycomb rockfish) is the source of this 3392-nucleotide messenger RNA. It is a transcript of the gene camkmt, whose product is annotated as calmodulin-lysine N-methyltransferase. Lineage: Eukaryota; Metazoa; Chordata; Actinopteri; Perciformes; Sebastidae. Gene Ontology annotation, molecular function: calmodulin-lysine N-methyltransferase activity. The transcript has 12 exons. Gene Ontology annotation, cellular component: cytoplasm. The record is from RefSeq and is a predicted model, not a curated record. Bases 1033 to 1686 code for a protein of 217 amino acids.